Messenger RNA from Emiliania huxleyi CCMP1516, 828 nucleotides. Its product is annotated as 3-isopropylmalate dehydratase. The coding region runs from base 1 to 828 and encodes 275 amino acids. Lineage: Eukaryota; Haptophyta; Isochrysidales; Noelaerhabdaceae. The transcript has 7 exons. The record is from RefSeq and is a predicted model, not a curated record.
AUGCUGGCUCGAGCGCUCCGCGCCUCGCGCGGCGCCACCACGGGCCGCCGCUUCCUCUCCAUGCGGCCGCGCACCAUGUACGACAAGAUCUGGGACGAGCACGUCGUGGAGGCGGGCAGCGACGGCAACGCUCUGCUCUACUCAAAGGCGCUGUGGCGGUUGUUCAAGGACGUGGCGUCCUUCAUCGAGGAGGAGCAGUCGCGGACGCAGGUGCUCGCGCUCGAGGCGAACGUUGAGGCGUUCAACCUGGCCUACUUUGGCAUGGGCGACAAGCGGCAGGGCGUGGUGCACAUCAUCGGGCCCGAGCAGGGCUUCACCGUCCCGGGCGCGACCACCGUCUGCGGAGACAGCCACACCGCCACGCACGGCGCGUUUGGAGCGCUCGCGUUUGGGAUCGGGACGUCAGAGCAGCAAAAGAUGAAGAACUUCCUGAUCCGCGUCGACGGCGCCCUCCCCGUCGGCGUCACCGCAAAGGACGUCAUCCUGCACUUUGCGGGCGAGGCGAUCCGAUCGCUGUCGAUGGAGGGGCGCAUGUCGAUCUGCAACAUGGCCAUCGAGGCGGGCGCGCGCGCCGGCCUCAUCGCGCCCGACGACGUCACGUUCGACUACUUGCGCGGCCGCCCGAUGGUGCCUGCUCCCGAGUCCGACGAGUGGGGGGCGGCGGCGUACGACCGGACUGUCGUCAUCGACGCCGCCUCCAUCGCACCCACCGUCACCUGGGGCACUUCUCCCGAGGACACGGCGCCCAUCAGCGGCAGGCCCUCGAGGGCCUGCGAGGCUGGAGAAGCGGGAGGCGAGUGGCGGAGUGGUGCUGCGGGCCGCCCAUAG